Molecule: messenger RNA, 1115 nt
Organism: Phlebotomus papatasi
Lineage: Eukaryota; Metazoa; Arthropoda; Insecta; Diptera; Psychodidae
Product: cuticle protein 19.8-like
Exons: 2
Coding region: 110-916 (268 amino acids)
Cellular component (GO): chitin-based extracellular matrix
Molecular function (GO): structural constituent of chitin-based larval cuticle
Source: RefSeq, a predicted model, not a curated record
GGUUGGCACAGUCAUCUCUUAGUUCUCACUGUUGCGAGUUCUGGUCCGGUGUCCAGCAAGCGCUCCAAGUGUCUCUCUUUGUUCUCACACGUGAAAGAAAUUUAAAAAAAUGAAAGUGUUCGUUGUGUUGUCCGCCCUCGUGGCUUUCGCUGCUGCUGCCCCAUCAGGCGCUGCCAUCCUUGCCGCCCCCGCAUUGUACGCUGCCGCCCCCCUCGUCAGUCAAUACCACUCACAGGAUGAAUUGGGACAAUACUCAUAUGGCUACAGCGGUGGCCCAUCUGCCAAGACUGAGACCAAGACCUUCGAUGGAAUCACCCGCGGUGCCUACAGCUACAUCGAUGCCAAUGGUCAGCUCCAGUCCGUUGAAUACACAGCCGAUCCUCUGAACGGUUUCCGUGCCGCUGCUACCAACCUUCCAGUUGCCCCUGUUGACACAAACGUCGCCCCCGAACCCGUCAAGGACACCCCCGAAGUUGUGGCUGCACGUGCUCAACACCUGGCUGCCAUUGACGAAGCCAAGAUCAAGAGCGCCGAACUGCCCGUUGUGGAAACCAAAAUCCUCAAGGAGGCCGAACCCAUUGCCCCUGUGACCCGCCUUGCCACCCCCAUUGCCCCAAUUGCCCCACUGGCUGCCCCUCUGGCCGCUCCAGUUGCCCCUCUGUACCUGAGGGCAUCUGAAACCAUCCCAGCUCGCUUCGGCUAUGCCUAUCAAGCCCCUGCCUACUACAACUACGCUGCUCCCUACAGCGCCUUCGCCUACUCUGCCUUCCCAAGCACCUACAUUGCUCGCCCCUGGGCCAUCCCAGCUGCUGUGGCACCCUUCGCCCCCAUCCCAGCCGACACCCCUGAAGUCGCCAAGGCGAAAGAGGAACACUUUGCCGCCGUCGUGGAGGCCAAGUCGCGUGCCGCCCAGUAAAUAUAUAACACACAAUGACUGAAUGCUGACCAAGGUUCCCCUAUCCCGGAGUCCCAGAGUCAACGAAUCUCUCCACAAAUCUUCUUUCCGGCCACACAACUCACCAACAUUGAGACAAAACAGAGAACAUAUUCGAAAUUUUAUGAGUUUAUACUGCCAAGACGAAUAAAUAUCCGUACAGUUUAAUGUGUAGAGAAAA